Messenger RNA from Seminavis robusta, 402 nucleotides. NCBI's taxonomy places the organism in Eukaryota, Bacillariophyta, Bacillariophyceae, Naviculales, Naviculaceae. The record is from the annotation of a GenBank genome assembly.
AUGGUGCCAAGGGCAAGACACCACCAUGGGGAACUCACGGAUGCCAAGAAGGAACUCAAGGAAGAUGCUGUUGAACUGUGUCUGCACUUUAAGAUCUAUUUCGAUGGCGAUGACCAUGACCAUGACCAAGGCUCUGCACUCCAACUUUUCUUCCCAUUGAAGACCAAGAAAGGGAAAGAGGGCAAAACCAAGAUUGUUGACACGACCCUUCGUGAUCUCUUCAGGGACUAUUCUGUUGAGGCGAAGAUUAUGGAUCCAUUCUUUGAUCACAUGAAAUCCAAACUCCCGGCUUUGAAGAAGCUAAAGGAAAAGAACUAUCCCAUUGAGGUUGCUUGGAUGUCGAUUUCUGAUUCCAGCUGCAAGCCGAUCGCUCAUGAGUCUUUUCCACUUUUAAAGCACUGA